GGAAGCUGCUCUCAGCUGCAGUAUUACCUCCGAGGCCAACGGGAACGUCAUCUCCCUUAAUUUCACGGACAUUACCUACUUUCCCUUUGUAUUUAUGUUUCAUAACAAGCUACUGCCUCUGGAUUUUUAAUGCAUAAGUUGUAGGGGAGGCACUUAUCGGCAGAAAAGUUAAAAAUGGCUUCGUUUUGUUUUCUGUCCUGCCUUUAAGAGCAGAAUUGACAUAAACCACAAUAUCUUUCUAAAUACACGUUUCUGGGCCAGUGUUUUCCCUUCGGUACCAUGGAACAGUCGGAUGAGGUGGGGAAAGAGGCUAGCGUGGACGUGCACUUUACCGACCUGCCCAACGCGCUCAUCGCAUGUAAAGUGGCCGAGGACGUUUUCGUUGAUCCGCUGGUGAAGGCCAGCUUCGAGGCCUUGUUCCGAUCUUUCGCCAGUGAUGUCACGUUCCAGUUCUUCAGGAGUUUCCGGCGUGUGCAGAUCAGCUUCAGCAAUGCACUAUUGGCAGCUCAGGUCCGUGCUAAGCUCCACAAGACUGAAUUCAAUGGGAAGGAGAUCCGGCUCUAUUUUGCCCAGUCUGUACACAUUGGGGGUCCCCGCCUGGAGCCCCCCAAGCCAGAUAAGCAAUUCCUCAUUUCCCCUCCUGCAUCGCCGCCUGUGGGCUGGGAACAGGUACAGGAUGCCACACCUGUCCUCAACUAUGACCUGCUGUGUGCCAUCUCCAAGCUCGGCCCCGGAGAGAAAUAUGAGCUGCAUACAGGCACACCCACAACACCCAGUGUGGUGGUGCAUGUCUGCGAGAGUGACCAGGACGGAUCUGGGGCCGAAGAUGACGAGAGGGGCCCGCGUGUUCGGCCCAGAAUUGUCCAGACCCGACGGCCAGACUAUGCCCCCCCACUACAUUGAGGGCACGCUGCACUGUUGUCUCUGCCAGCGGGGAGGUGGGGGGCAUGUAGGCAUGCAGUUUCUCAGUACUGCCGCCACUAGAGGAUGUCCGAGCUUAAAGGUCCAGCUAAGACAGAAAUGUCAAUAUCUCAUCUUCACUGGGGUUUAUUUGUCCUGAAUCCCAAAGAGGCAAAAAGGUGGAUGGGUUUUAUUUUUCAUUUUUUCUUUUCUCUUUCAGCUUUUGCAUGUCUGCUGUAGGAAUAUGAUGGACUGUACAUGGGCAUAGUUUGUGCCAGUCGAAGGUCCAGCCCCAAAUUUUGUGCAUGGAGGAAACCUUGGUGUUUGCAGGCUUGGAUACUUUUGACACGGGACAAAAAGACUGUGCAUCAGCCUGGUGUUUCAGCAUUACAUGCAGUUUUUCCCUCUUCACUUGGCUCAGGCUGUGUUGCUCUGUGUAUGUAAUUGAGUAUAUGUGUGUGUGUGUAGCAUCCAGGGAUUAGAGGAGGUUAGACCAUUUUAAUUAAAACAAAAAAAAAGAUUUUUAAAUACUUAUAGCAUUAGCAUUGAUUUGAAUCUUCAGUCUUCAUUGAAAGCUAUGCUAGAAGGUUUAUUCCCAAAGGGCUCCAUUGUUUUUCCAGACUCAGUCUCACAUUCAGCCAGAGGGGCUGUUCUCUCUGUGUAUUGGCAGUUUGACAGUGUAGCCCGACUGUAGGGCAUUACAGUGGGAUGCUUGAGCAUUUCAUGUGCCAAGGCCCUUGUGCUUCUCUCAGACUGUUACAUGAUCAUGCCGUUUGUUUCCAGCUUCACUCUACACUGCCCCCCUUCAUUCUGCUGUUAGCUGGCAGCAAGCCGCUGUGUUCUCAGGCACAGAGAUAUCAGUGAGCACGUGCCACAUUGCCCUCUGCUGUGUGGAUGAGGUGCUUGCUCUUAAUGGUCUUUGUGAUAUGACUCUUAUGCACAACCAGGAAAAGUGAGCAGUUUGUCUACACGGUGAAUACUGAAGUGGGGGCAGAAUUUCCCCCUGUGAUCAAUAAAAUUCAAUUUAAUUCUGCCCUGCCCUGCCCUGAAUCUGUGAUCUUUGACCUAUUUUUAAUAUCUUCUAUUGUGGGUCUUUUGUCUGCUUGUCUUUUCUAUGUAAAUUGCCUUGAAAACCUAUGGAAGUAGGUUAGGUUGGGUAAUUCCAGCAGCUUUCAUAAUCGUAGUUCAUAGUAUUUUGUUGCCCUUAAAUUAAAAGCUCUCCAACAUCCCUAGUUCAUUACUAUGAAAACUAAGUGUUUUUGAAAAGAAGGCAUCUGAAACGUACCACUGAUGCUGAUUGUCCAACCAAAUGUUACAGUGUAGCGGGUAGAAUGGCCAUCUAGCACCAUUAGGAGCAUAAAUGCUGCUGUACCCUUGAGUUAUGUGCUCCAGUACCUCACUGCAUGAGUUGAAAUGCUUUAGAUAAAAGCAGUUCAUAAGCAAUUAAAUUGUGGUCAAGUAGUCUCAUGUUAUGGCAGAGUAUAGAGAUAUGAUACUACGAGCCCUUGGAGUUUUGCUGUGAAUGGUCCUCCAAGGAGAGCGUUCCUGUGUAUCUGAGAUGUCUGCUGUGCCGCCAUCUUCUAGUAUCUGAUCCGGAAUUUUGUGGGCCUUGGGGUUUUUUUUUAAACCACUUUGGCACUCUGCUGUUGAGUAUUGAGUCCAUAUCAAUCUGUUACCCCUAUUUCAAUGUGUGUUUCAUUUCUGACUGCUCUGAGCUGUGUAUUAAAAAGACAUUCACGUAAA
This is a messenger RNA of Brienomyrus brachyistius, 2643 nucleotides long. Its product is annotated as calcipressin-1-like. The transcript has 4 exons. The record is from RefSeq and is a predicted model, not a curated record. Gene Ontology annotation, cellular component: nucleus; cytoplasm. Bases 280 to 903 code for a protein of 207 amino acids. Gene Ontology annotation, biological process: calcium-mediated signaling. Gene Ontology annotation, molecular function: nucleic acid binding; calcium-dependent protein serine/threonine phosphatase regulator activity. NCBI's taxonomy places the organism in Eukaryota, Metazoa, Chordata, Actinopteri, Osteoglossiformes, Mormyridae.